Dreissena polymorpha is the source of this 2506-nucleotide messenger RNA. Its product is annotated as hemicentin-1-like. Lineage: Eukaryota; Metazoa; Mollusca; Bivalvia; Myida; Dreissenidae. The record is from RefSeq and is a predicted model, not a curated record. The transcript has 10 exons. Bases 134 to 2014 code for a protein of 626 amino acids. Gene Ontology annotation, cellular component: cell-cell junction. Gene Ontology annotation, biological process: cell-cell adhesion. Gene Ontology annotation, molecular function: cell adhesion molecule binding.
AAGUAUUUCGAAAUUAUGACUAUAUUGUUGUAUCUGUUUUUACGUCCUUAACAACGACGUAAUAGGCAUCUUCAACAAUUGGUAUUCACAGUGUGUGUGAAAUAAGAUCCACCAGAAAAAUUUGAGAUACAACAUGGAUAAUCGUCUAACAUAUUCUUGGAUUAUUCUUUCUUUGUUUUUAUCAACAAACGGGACCAUACGGAUAUCAAGUUUUAUUGUGUCCCCAAACAAAUUCAACAUAACUUGUCAAUGGACUGAUUUUACGACAAACGUAAUCUUUCUUCGUCAAACACAAAUAUAUCCUUCUGCCAGUGGCGAGCAUAGUCGAUUUUACAAUGUUUUACAAGUAAAAAAUCCUGCAAGUGAAUGUCACGUCCAGACAUCCUUACCUGUAGCGUGCGUCUGUAUCAAAUCUUCUGCGGCUAGUUGUAUUAUAAAUAAUUCGCUGGAAGAGCAUAUUAUUGUACAAUGGAAGUGUGCAAUAGUCUUAAACGAGACAUUGACGGAAAGCAACAUAACAACUCUAACAAAAUACAAACCUGCAAAAAUAACAACAUUUCAAGUAAAUGCAUUUCAAGGAGUGUCCAAUGUGACAUUAAAAGAAAACAGCACUGCAAUGCUGACCUGUAUUUCUGAAGGUUUUCCUAUACCGGAAAUAGGUCUUAUUAAGGGCGAAACAUUAGCGAUAGGAGUAUCUAUUGUUCAGUCAGAGAUAAGCAUAAAAGGUCAACUUAACAAAACGUUUAUCAACGUUAACCGCCAAAUGACCGGCAAAUAUACCUGUGUUGCUUCCAACAUACACGGGCAAAGUGAACAAAGCCUUUAUUUGAAUAUAUUAUACCCUCCAUCUGUUAUUCGCACUGAAAAUGUGUACAUUACGGAAGGAGAAAGUAUCAACAUAACAUGCAAAUAUGAACCUGGUAAUCCACCCGAGACGGCAGUGCAGUGGAUAAAAGCAGACGUUAUAUAUUCAAACAAAACAUUACUGUAUCAGAGAGUAGCCAGAACUGAUGCUGGUAUCUACACUUGCAUUGCGACAAACACAUACGACAAUGGACAUACCAACUUCACGGGAGUCGAUUCUCAGCGGUUUAUCCUGCACGUUUUAUAUCAACCAAUAGUUCAGAGAUUCAGUUUAGAACAAUUUGACGAUAAUUUAAACGUAACAGUAUCAGAAAACGACAAUGUCGUAUUUAACUGUGUCGCUGAAGGAUUUCCUUCGCCAGACAUGCGGUUAUUGAAAGAUAGCGUAAAACUUGCCGAAUUCAACGGUAAAAGUCAAGGAAACACUACAACUCGACUUUGGCAUGAAAUGCCUUCCGUGGGUAGGCAUGAUAUGGGACAAUAUACAUGUGAGGCAUCAAAUACGAUUGGAUUAGGCGGAAAGAAGAUGUUUUUGAAUGUAUUGUUUCCAGCAAGCAGAAAAAUACCUAUUCAAAACGUUUCAAACAAUAGAAAUGAAGCAAAUAUUUAUCUCGGUGGAGAAGUGACAUUUUCGUUUUCAGCAUUGGCAAAUCCACUUCCGACAAGUGCUGAAUAUGUUUGGCAUAAAUGCAGUGACACCAAUAUAUGUACUGAAAUCGCCAACAGUUCCCGUUCUUAUAUAGAGACGUAUAGAGAUUUUAGCAACCUAACGGUAGUCAAUAUAACGGAGUCAGAUUAUGGGAUGUACAUUUUGCAAGUGGGGAAUGGAAUAGGAAAGCCUCAUAUGGAAGUUUACUUUUUGAAGCGUCUAUCGUCUUUUCCCACAAAGCCAAUCACCAGCGUGUCACAUAUUGGACUUAUAUCAGCAGGAUUAAGUGUAGUCUUUAUUUUAGUAGUUAUAUUCGUUGUUGCCUGUGUGUGCCUACAUUUAAGACGACAGAAAACAAUAGGAAAAAAACGUCGGAUAUCUGUUUGUUGUUCCAUCAACCCCUUACUACAACGACACUACCGCGCAACCUCCUUUAGUGCCCUUGGAUCGGUUGGAUGUUCAAGGCGAGGCUAUUGCUCUGUCUUCUUCAUUGCCUGCUGAAAAUGUGGAUGUUCAUAGCGAGAUUUACAGUGAAAUUGAUCCACAGCUAGUCGAAGAUAUUAUAUCUGGAGAUGACAGAGCUACAAACGAGGCGCAGCUAAUGGCAGAACAAAUUCGAUAUGAGGGUUUGGGUCCUCCGGAACAGGGUGAUGAGCCGCAGUACAUUUAUGGUCGUUGUGGCCGCUGACUGAUAUUUCAAUAAUACAUUUUGAAAGACUGUGAAUGUUCACAAGAUGCAUUUCAAUAUACAUAAUAUUGAACUAAUGACAGUGCCAUCGCAUGCGGCGUUAAACACAGCGUAUCACAAUACAACAUUUAUAAAACGCAGCAAUUGAAACAUAGAAACAAUACAGAGGAAGACAAGGAAGAAAAAGCCAAAUACGGACCAGAUAUUGCAUUCCUUAAUAGUCCUUUGCAUCACGACAUACAUUGUGGUAAGAUAUAUUCAUCAGAGAUCGACAUUUAUAAUUAACAACCGUAAUGAUACAUGGU